Molecule: messenger RNA, 2808 nt
Organism: Acanthocheilonema viteae
Lineage: Eukaryota; Metazoa; Nematoda; Chromadorea; Rhabditida; Onchocercidae
Source: the annotation of a GenBank genome assembly
AUGGUUGAAGAGAAGACUGGAAUAGCGUCUGAGAAGGAAAAUACUGGAACGAAAAAAGGUAUGGAUGCCAAGGAGAAUGAAAAGGAAGAGAAAAAAGAAAAGGAUGAAAUGACUGAGGAAGAUAUUAAGCUGAAAGAAGAUUUAGAAAUGUUGCUGCAACGUUUAAUUGAGGCGGAUAUUUCGUUGUAUCAACCCACACUUGAGACAAUGCGAAGCAUCAUUCGUGCUUCAACAACUUCCAUGACAUCGGUGCCGAAGCCGUUGAAAUUUAUGCGUCCGCAUUAUGCUACAAUGAAAGAAAUCCAUAAGAAGAUGGCGGAAGGGCCUACAAAAAAGCUUUGUGCGGACAUAAUAUCAGUGUUGGCGAUGACUUCAGAUGACAGAAAUGACUGUAUCAAUUAUCGCAUGAUGGGAAAACAUGAACCAGUCGGUGAUUGGGGGCAUGAAUAUGUGAGGCACUUAGCGAUGGAAAUGGCGGAGGAGUGGCGUUCUUAUGGUGAUGGUACCGAUACUCAUAAAAAGCGUCGGGAACAGUUAUUGACGCUGACUCGAGAAAUUGUGCUGCAUAAUAUGAAACAUAAUGCAGAAGUUGAAGCGUGUGAUUUACUGAUUGAAAUUGAAAGACUUGAUCUGCUAUCUGAAUAUGUCGAAGAAGUUGAUCAUGGUCGGGUUUGCUUAUAUUUGCUAAGUUGCUCGCCACUAAUGCCAGAUCCGGAUAAUGAGAUUUUAAUCAAAACGGCGAUGAAUAUCUACCGCAAAUUCGGCAAGAAUUUCGAUGCUUUGAGGUGUGCUAUUAUGUUAAAUACUGUCCCAACAAUGCGCGAAAUAGUCCUUAGCACAAAAGAUGUACUGGAACAAAAGCAGAUGGCUAUCUUGUUGGGCCGGCAUCAGAUUUUUCUUGAUCUAGAAGGUGUUGAAAAUGGUGAAAAGUUGAUAGAAUUAAAUUCAAAUGCUAAUCUGCAUACGUACUUUCACUCACUGGCCCGAGAGCUUGACAUUAUGGAGCCGAAAACCCCGGAAGGAAUCUAUAAAAGCCAUUUAGAACAAAGUCGACCGUUCGCUGGUUCAUCCGCAUCAGAUAGUGUGCGAUCAAAUUUGGCGGCAGCAUUUGUUAACGGAUUUGUGAAUACUGGCUUUGGAGUCGAUAAAAUGAUGACAGAAGCAGAAGAUGCAAGUCGUUGGUUCUAUAAAAAUAAAGAAUAUGGAAUGCUGUCAGCAGCUGCAAGUCAAGGAUUAGUUUGGCGAUGGGACAUCGAUACUGGUUUGGCACAAUGCGAUCGGUUCCUUUAUGUUAAUGAUGAUUUUAUUAAGGCGGGUACUCUUAUAGCAAUAGGAAUCAUAUCCUCAGGCAUCCAAGAUACUUGUGAUCCAGCAGCUGCUCUACUCAUGGAUCACAUAAAUAGUGACCGUACAGUUAUGCGAAUUGGCUCUAUUUUUGGCCUAGGUUUAGCAUAUGCAAAUUCGAAGAGGCUCGCAGUGUUGAAAAAAGAAGAUGGUGGAGUCGUAUUUGAGCUUAAAAAAUUGUUGUCAGAUGCAAAACCGUCUGCCACAUCAGAAGUAAAAGGAUUGGCGGCAUUAUCCAUAGGAUUCAUUUUGGUCGGUACUUGUGAUCAUAUAACAGCGUGCGAGUUAUUUAAUUAUCUAAAUGAAAAAACUGCAGUGGAACUGCAGGACUCUAAUUAUCGUUUCGUCGCUCUCGGAAUUGCUCUAAUUUUCCUCGGUGCUCAGCAAAAGAGUGAAGUAUUUGUUGAAAUGGUGCGAGCAUUGCCGGAUCCUUUCGGAACAAUGUUUUCAACUCUAAUUGAUGUAUGCGCUUAUGCCGGGACUGGAAAUGUAUUGAAAAUACAAAAGCUUCUCCAUAUCUGUUCUGAACAUUAUGAAACCAAAGAGACCAAGGAAGCGAAAAAAAAGACAAAUAAAGAAGACAAAAGUGAUACUAAAAAAGAAGGUGAUGCCUCGAGCGAAAAGCCGGAUUAUUCGACACAACAGGCGGUUGCUGUACUUGGUAUUGGUCUUAUCGCUAUGGGUGAAGAAAUUGGAGCACAGAUGAGCCUGAGGAUGUUCGGACAUUUGAUUCGUUACGGCGAACCAGUUAUCAGACGUGCAGUACCGCUGGCAUUGGCUUUAAUUAGUACUUCUAAUCCGCAACUUUCCAUUUUGGAAUCACUCUCAAAGUUUUCACAUGAUGCUGAUGUAGAAACAGCUCACAAUGCAAUCUUUGCGAUGGGUCUGGUAGGUGCUGGUACCAACAAUGCAAGGCUUGUUUCCAUGUUACGACAGCUUGCAAGUUAUCAUCACAAAGAUCAAGUAAGCUUAAUGUUGGUGCGUUUGGCUCAAGGUAUGACACAUAUGGGUAAAGGAACGAUGACCCUGAAUCCGUUCCAUUCUGAUCGUCAACUUAUGUGUCCUGCAGCAGUUGCUGGACUUCUCACUAUUUGUUACGCUUUCUUGGAAGCUAAUAGUUCUGUAUUGAACAAUCGACAGCAUUAUUUGCUGUAUUCGUUGACUUUGGCAAUGCAACCACGACUGUUGAUAACUCUGAUUGAAGAUGAGAUGAAUCCGGAGAAUUUGAAACAGGUAAAUGUGAGCGUUCGAGUGGGACAAGCUGUUGAUGUCGUUGCUCAGGCUGGAAAACCAAAAACAAUCACUGGUUUUCAGACUCACACAACACCAGUUUUGAUGGCUUACGGUGAAAGAGUUGAACUUGCUAAUGAAGAAUAUAUCUCAUUGACGCCAUAUCUGGAGGGUUUGGUAAUUCUCAAAAAGAAUCCUAUUUAUGAAGCUUCUAUCGCAGAAAUAAAGAAGUGA